CCUCUGCCUUUAACGUGAGCUAGUGCCUUUCCUCCCUGCGUCAAGCAUCGUCAAUUUCCUGUUUAACUUAAAGUCAACACAUCUGUCGCGUUAGCAUCUCCCUCUGCCUGGUUCCCCUGAGCCACCCCCUCCCAUCUGCUCUGCCUCCAGCCUCCCCCUGCUCCUAUUGCUUUGUGCCUGGGGUGUGCGUGCAUGCGCCUCUGUUUGCUGUUGCCUGAUGGACUUUUCCACUGCUUGUGCUCCGGUACCUGGAUGCGGGCGCAGUGGGAUGAUCGGCUUGGCUUGCAGAGCAUUUACUUCUAAUCUCCGGCGGAAAGGGGAGACCCUUUCAGGAGCAGCUCUGCGGGCUGGAAAGAGGGGAAAUGGCUGGUGAAUGGCUGCAGUGAGAUAUUUCGCAGUUCGGGACAUGACCUUCACCUCCAUGAUGAAUCAGGAAAAGGCGGUCAAGUCCUCCUAGCUCCCUGGCUGUGCCAUUUGCUGUUCCCUUGCUGUUCACCAGACAGCAGCCCCGGCUCUUCCCACCCAAAGCAAGGAAGAAGCCAGCAAACCACGCAUGACAGCUGAAAAGUGAAGCAUUAUCAAAAGCUGCGUGAGACUGUCAGAGGGAAACUUUAUAUAGUAAUUCUCCUUCUGAGCCUGGGAAACCGUGCAUCACAUUAGUUACAAGGAAGAGAGACAAGAAAUGCUCAAGUAACCGAGACCAGAAAUUGCACAAAUCAAUACAUAUAUUUGAAUAACUACACACAGACAUCUACAGCAUUUAGAAAUCUGCAUCCACAAUGGAUGAUGGAUACAGAAACACAAACCUCUAUCAAGGGGGCAGGGAGACAAACCAAGUCUCAGAUGAUUACAGGUACCAGGACGGUAACUACGAGGGGUACGCACCCAAUGAUGACUACUACCGCGGCGGGGACGAGCCCACUCAUGAAGAAGAUGCCCAGAGUGAUGUUACAGAAGGCCAUGAUGAAGAUGAUGAGGUCUAUGAGGGGGAAUACCAAGGAAUCCCGCACCCAGAUGACAUUAAAGCCAAGCAGAAGCAGCGAGCUCCUGCCAUGGAUGAUGAGUACAGAGACCGUGCUGACCUUAUGGCAGAGAGGAUGGAGGAUGAGGAGCAGCUUGCCCACCAGUAUGAAAACAUCAUUGAGGAGUGUGGCCAUGGACGCUUCCAGUGGACCCUCUUCUUUGUUUUAGGGUUGGCACUGAUGGCAGAUGGGGUGGAGCUGUUUGUGGUUGGAUUUGUUCUGCCCAGUGCUGAGAAGGAUAUGUGCUUAUCCAGUUCAAACAAAGGCAUGCUAGGCCUGAUAGUCUACCUGGGAAUGAUGGUGGGGGCUGUCAUGCUGGGUGGCCUCGCCGAUAAACUAGGAAGAAAGAAAUGCCUCAUCAUAUCACUUGCAAUCAACGCUGCCUUCGCCUUCCUGUCCUCUUUUGUCCAGGGAUACGGAUUCUUCCUCUUCUGCCGCCUUAUCUCAGGCCUCGGUAUUGGGGGAUCCCUCCCCAUCGUGUUUGCCUAUUUCUCUGAAUUCCUGUCUCGUGAGAAGAGGGGCGAGCACCUGAGCUGGCUUUGCAUGUUCUGGAUGAUCGGUGGUAUUUUUGCUUCAGCAAUGGCUUGGAGCAUCAUCCCACAUUACGGCUGGGGGUUCAGUAUGGGAACCAAGUACCACUUCCACAGCUGGAGAGUCUUUGUUCUGGUCUGCUCCCUGCCCUGCAUCGCCUCCUUGGUAGCACUGAAGUUCAUGCCCGAAAGCCCACGCUUUUUGCUGGAGAUGGGUAAGCAUGAUGAAGCCUGGAUGAUCCUCAAGCAAGUUCAUGACACCAACAUGCGAGCCAAGGGCGAGCCAGAGAGAGUGUUUACGGUUUCUUAUAUCAAAACUCCAAAGCAAGUAGAUGAAUUCAUUGAAAUUCAGAGCUCAACAGGGACUUGGUACCAGCGGUGGCUGGUCAGAAUCACAACCACCUUCAAACAGGUCUGGGACAACGUGCUAUAUUGUUUAACAGCCCAGUACAGGAUGAACACACUGAUGCUGGCUGUGGUUUGGUUUACUAUGGCCUUAAGUUACUAUGGCCUUAUUGUCUGGUUCCCUGACAUGAUCCGGUAUCUCCAAGAAGAGGCCUAUGAGUCCCGAGUGAAGGUCUUCGACGAGGAAGAAGUGUCACACUUCACCUUUAAUUUCACCCUGGAGAACCAGAUCCAUAGAAACGGGGAAUAUAGAAAUGAUAAAUUUAUUGGCAUGAAAUUCAAGGAAGUGAGAUUUGAGGACUCGCUGUUUGAAGAAUGCUACUUUGAGGACGUGACCUCCAGCGAAACCUUCUUUGAAAACUGCACCAUCAUCUCUACAGUCUUUUAUAACACUGAUCUCUACGAACACAAAUUCAUCAACUGCAGGCUCAUAAACACGACGUUCAUGAAGGAGAAGGAAGGCUGCCACCUGGACUUUGAGGAGGACAAUGACUUCCUGAUCUACUUGGUCAGCUUCCUGGGCAGCCUGUCUGUGCUGCCGGGCAACAUCAUCUCUGCGCUGCUUAUGGACAAAAUAGGGAGGAUAAAGAUGAUCGGUGGCUCAAUGCUGAUCUCCGCAGUGUGCUGCUUCUUUCUCUUUUUUGGCAACAGCGAGUCGGCGAUGAUCGGCUGGCAGUGCCUCUUCUGCGGGGCCAGCAUCGCCGCCUGGAACGCCCUGGACGUGAUCACCGUAGAGCUGUACCCCACGGAUAAAAGGGCAACAGCCUUUGGCAUCCUCAAUGGGCUUUGCAAGUUUGGUGCCAUCCUGGGGAACUCAAUCUUUGCCUCCUUUGUAGGGAUAACCAAGGUGGUUCCCAUCCUUCUAGCUUCCUCUGCUCUGGUUGGAGGUGGCCUGCUCGCUUUGCGCCUGCCAGAGACUCGAGACCAGGUCCUGAUGUGAGCAACUGAGGCCAGGGGGGUCAGGGGUAGACAUGGAAGAAGAACUAAAAAGAGCCAUGUUUGGAAAAAAUCAAAAUGUCCUUUUCUAUACUGUUUUGUCAAUACCUCAAAGAGAGGGGGCAGAGGGGGAAAGAAGAGCCCAAAGGGAUAAAAAUGAAGCCCUUUAGUAUCUGACCCUUUUGCAGCCACGACUGGUGCAUGCAGCUACUACACAUGCCCUGCAGAGCUUUGCUGUUUGGGUUUAACCUUGCCUACACUGGGAUCCUGUCCUUUCCCACUCCAUCCCAGUGUAGCAACACAGGACAGGAACAGUGGCUUUCUGCAUGCGUGUGCCUGCACGGAUGUGAGCGUGUCCGACAUGAGAGCAAACCUUGAUCCCGCCUGCCUUUGCCGAGCUGUGAGAUCCUGCCUGCCUUGCCAAGCACUCCCUGGCAACUCAAAUCCACUGUGCUCAACUCUGAUAGGCAACUGAAUGGGAGGCAGGUAACAAACCUGCUCUAGAUCACAUCCAGCAGCAGGGACCAGAGCUGCAGAUGUGACUAGUGACCUUAUCUGUCUUGACUUAGGGUCAUCACCUUGAAGAGUGAGAGAGUCCUGAAAGAUUUGAGGGUGGGUGCUCAGCUCUCUUGGAAGAAUCAGGCUUUCAAAGCCCUUCACUAUCUUCACUUGAGCAUAGAGAUUACUAGGCGCCUUCUUGGUCUGGGAGAGAAGUAUAUACAUUGUUAUAUAUAUAUGUAUUUUCACAUACUUGCAAACGUACGUGCACACAUUGAAGUGAUCAGCUACUGAAAUUUAUGAUUUUAAAUUUCUGCACUAUUAAAAUAUUCUAAGAGAGGCACUAAGAUCUAAUCCCACUAAUUCAAGAUUAUCUGGAGUUACAACCUACUUGGUGACGCAUCAUUCUUCAUAUCCAGACACCAAAUAUUUAAAUGUAUUGAUGACUGGGACUAUAUAUUUCUACGAUGAUAAAGAUUCUUUUUUCCUACAGAUUUUCACAGGGGAGAAAUUGAUAAGAUGUUGGAGCAUUCCACAAACCAAAUGUGUACAUAUUAUCCAGUGUAAAUAGGAUACUUUUUCUCUAAUGUCUAGAGUAUGGUAAUUGAGAAUUUACCAGCAUUUUAGCCAUAAUAGUUAAAGAAUAUGAUGCUUCAUUUUCUUAUAUAUUUGGGUCUCGUUGAAAUACUGUAAGCACAGUUACUUAUAGCCAUUUAACUUGUUACACGGGCAAUGCACACAGCAAGCUUGCACUGUACAGAAAAUUAUAUUCCCCAUCAGGUGAGACAGUUCUGUUUGAUAUCCUGUAAAGACCAUUUCUGAAUUUCAUAUGCCCCUUUUAUUGUAUGACUGAAGUUCUGUUGCACCUGGAAGUAAAGUGAGCCAUGUAUUUUUGGAUAUAUUUUCAUGGGGAGCAAGACUUAAACACAUACUGUUAAAUAACACGUUAAUGCUUAUAAAUACCUAGAUAGUUCUAAUUAGAUCCUUUCAGCGAGCUCAAUGAUAGACCAGAAUUGAUCAGAAAAGGUCACAUAAUGCAGGGUAUUUAUCUCACCAGGAUGUUUUCUGGCACAAAAAGUUCUUUUGUACUUUUGCUUGUGACUUUCCUUUUACCUUUCUUUGGAUCCCUCUUUUUUUCCCCCUUUUAUUUUUAAGAAAAACAAGCAAUGCUAUGCUGAAAUCCAGCAAGACUGAAGUCUAACACCUCUGCCUUCAGCUGCACAGAGGCAGUCACUCACACACCAGGUCAACCCCCACGCAGCUGUGACAGAGCGUGGGCACUGCUGCACAGGACAGGUGAAGGGCAGAAAAUGUGGUGAGAUCACAAGAAGCAAAUCCUUGCCAAUGAGGCAAAACCAUCUAAAGAGCACCGCUUCCAUCCUUGUGUCAACUGGGGAUAAGCGCUUAAAGAGCAGAUAGGUCCCAAUGGGCUAUUUGGGAUUUGUAUAGAUUUAUUCUGAGGUUUAUGAAAUUGAUAAAAUCACAAACCACUGCAAUAGCCAGGCUUAUUAUGCCUCAUUUCUUCAUGUUAUGGGUAGCUUAGGGCCUUUUUUGAUUGUCUUGAAAACAGCAAGGUUCCUUCUGUAAGGUAGGAGGGAAUGUAAUUAUGUCCUUUGGCAGCAGAUCACAGAUGCUGUUGAGAACCACAACCCAGAACGUGUUUUUCCUCUAAGAAUGCCUGGUACUUUUGCUCAGUGUGAAGCAGCCAAAUAUGUAUUUCAACACAAAAGAUCGCCACGGUCUUUAUGGUCCAUCCUUUCUGUUUGGCUCUGCAUGCCGAUGACCACAUUGAGUCUGGGGGAAGGGGAAUUUUAUUUAAUGGUCGGAGUUAUUCUGUUGUGCUGCUCUGUGGAGCCAGAACUUUUGUAUUUAUUUUAUGAAGCUCUGUUAGAUAUAUAUAUAUCCAGGGCUCCGACAGCAAACCUGACUAUUUGUGUUCUCCACUCACUUUGCUUGGUGACUCUAAUGGCAUGGCUUAUUUCCUUGUUGGUUUCCUGAGAAGGAAGAAAUUGAGUUCUUAAGGAGAUAAAGAUGGUCAGGUAACAGUAGGAAAAGUCACCCAAUCUUAGAAACCUUUCUUCUUUACAGAAUGACUCUUACACAUGGUCUGCCUGGUAAACAUCAUAUCUGAGAGAUUAUCUGAGACAAGGUAAAGAGUAAUAGGUUGUUGCAGUCAGUGUCACCCUGGCUACCCAUGUGACUGUGCCUCUAAAACUCAUGGCCAGUCACUUCAGAGCUAGGGGAUGUUGCUAUGGGUCUUGAUGCUCCCAUCCCUGACACUUGACUGGGGAAUUCAUGACCAAAAACAAAAGGCAAACAUACAUGGCAGCUAGAACAGCAGGGCCUGGGAAAGGGCAGCAGUGAACAAAGAAAGAAGAAAGGACAAUCUAGGAGGAAACUCCGUAAGCUGGCGUUAGACACCUGCAACUUAGCUGUCUGAACGUGAAUUAAUCACCCAGGGUUCCCAUCACUCUCAGCUGUAAGAAAUAGUGAACAUGUGUUACACCCCUCUUAGACACCAUAUCUAGGAGGUGAGGUCGACCUGUUCUGACACCUCCCAGCCAACUUCAGUGUGGACAAGACACAGUGAACACUCCCAACGUUUCUUCAUUGUCCUUGUCAUGAUCCAAAUGAGCGUAGGCUUCGCACUGUUACUCUCAGGAGCAAAGCGGUUGUUGGGUGCAGCCCCCUCAGCAUUGUCCGUGUUUUGAUUUGGGUCUGAAUUUCAAGCUGCGUGCUGCUGACCAGGCUGAGCUCAAGCCACAGGGCACCAAGCACCACGCAUGGAAAGUUUCGAUCAGUCACCUCCUCUGAUGGCUUGGCUUCAUUUCUACUGUAAUUCAGCAUUAUACUGCAGCGCAAGGGCCAGCAUGCCCUCCAGCGGUUCUCUUUGCCUACACUUGCCACAGUGAACAGUCUCCUUGUCAUGGAGUUUUGAGACUCUGGACUAUCCACAGAGAAGAGGAAAAUUCUGGCUGAUCACAAGCCCAGUGCUGAGCUCUAUUUCCUUGGAUUAAUGAACUUUUCAGCAACAAGGGCACCAAGGACCAAGACAGGGGACUUGCCUUAAAUCCCAAAGACCUCUUCUAGAGGACAGCUGGACUUCAUGUGUACGUGGCACACCAGUCCAGCCGCUCAGCCAGGGACGGUGGCAUGGAAAAGGUGCAGGGACAUGACCUGGUCUACUGUGUCUUCAUGUGCAGACAGAGUAUCGGGUUCCACAGGAGCAGUUCAUUACUGGGUUCCCGAGCACGCAGAAACAGAUGUUUAGAGGAACGCAAAGCACUGUUGUUACCGUUGUAGAAGACCAGUGGUAUUACAGUAAGAGUUCUGCCUCCUUGUAUUCCCUGUUGAUUAAACUGAUUGUUGUACUCCUACUCCUUUACUUUGGCUGUGCAGCACUGCUUCUGCUCUCACCUUUCAUGGUGCCACAUCUUGCCAGUGGUGGCUGUGCUUGGGACUGGGUGGGCAACCUCCUGCUUGCCCAUGCGAUCCUCAAUCCCCUUGAAAUGCUGUAUGAUUAAUAAACAGCUGUGUGUGGAUCUUUUGGACAAAGAAAAUGGUCCCUCUUGGAAAACCCAAGCCCAGAGCCAAUUGUUUUGCAUUCUGGAGAGAGGUCAGGCAGCUGAUGUCCUUAGGUGACACUGGAGACGUGCAAUAAGUGAUAUCCCCUGAGUCUGGGAGCAGUCCAGUUCCUAGAUCGGGUUCAUACAUGGGCACAGAGCUAAGCUGCAUGGAGCUGAGCUUUCUGCAGACCUGAAAGUCUCUUCUGGGUCCUGCUUUGAGACUUCCAGCAACAGAGUAUACUCAGAUAUUGGUAAGGAAGUCUUAGGUCCAUUUAUGUCUCCUGCUUACGUCCUUUGACUUUCCAAAGGACACAUAAAUCACAAGAAUAUGUUUUUAUGUCUAUGUAGAUCUGAGCCCAAUACAUCAUAUUUCCACAAAGUUUCUUCUUUUGGUUUCUCCCCCUUGUAUUAGCAAAUGCUGCUUUUGGGAAGAAUCAAGCCUGAGAACUGUGAAGAAAGAAAAAUGAAUGAAACUUCUUUGCUGUCUGUAAUGCUAGUGCUGUACAAACGUUCACACACUGCAAGUUCCACUGCAAAUUACACCCCGUGUUGUGCGUGUUAUGAAAUAUUUCAUUUAGAUGUUCUGUCUGCUGUGUGUGAAAUAGCCAGUUCCAAUUCCUUUUCUCCUUUUCUUUAUUUAACUCUCCCUCCCUCUUUUUUCUUUUUUCUUUUUUUUCUUUUUUCUUUUUUUUUUUUUCUAAAUUUGAUCUGUGUCUGGUUGUCACUGGAAAUUGCAGCUGUUCCAAUGGACUUUGUUUUUGUUCCCCUUGUCACAUUAAAAAGCUGGAAGAAAAAGAA
Molecule: messenger RNA, 7755 nt
Organism: Numida meleagris (helmeted guineafowl)
Lineage: Eukaryota; Metazoa; Chordata; Aves; Galliformes; Numididae
Gene: SV2B
Product: synaptic vesicle glycoprotein 2B
Exons: 13
Coding region: 780-2897 (705 amino acids)
Biological process (GO): chemical synaptic transmission; transmembrane transport
Cellular component (GO): membrane
Molecular function (GO): transmembrane transporter activity
Source: RefSeq, a predicted model, not a curated record